Messenger RNA from Mustela lutreola (European mink), 8335 nucleotides. Its product is annotated as tyrosine-protein phosphatase non-receptor type 11-like. Gene Ontology annotation, molecular function: protein tyrosine phosphatase activity. NCBI's taxonomy places the organism in Eukaryota, Metazoa, Chordata, Mammalia, Carnivora, Mustelidae. The coding region runs from base 5543 to 7216 and encodes 557 amino acids. The record is from RefSeq and is a predicted model, not a curated record. Gene Ontology annotation, biological process: protein dephosphorylation. The transcript is spliced from 13 exons.
CAGGGCCGCUAGGGGGCUGGACUCCGCGACCCCUGGAGAUGGGCUUCGGGCCCGACGGGCACCGACGGGUAGCGCCGAGACCUGCUCCCGGGCCUGACCUCCUGGCACAGAACUCUCUCCACGGCCAAGGCACGAGGCCAGGGUCCCAGGCCCACAAGGGCGGGCCUCACCCAAGCAGUUGAAAGGGACCCUUUCUAAUGGGGGUGGGGGGUGGCCUGGGUGAAGGUCAGAUGUACCCUGAUCCCAAGGAACAGAAUUAGCCCUGCAGGUGGCGGGUGGCAGUGGUUGGAGUCUAGCAUGGGCAGCAGGUGUCAAGAGAAAGUCAGACCCUCCCACUCUCCCUCCCCUGGACUCCUUGCCCUGCUCCAGGCUCCCUUCUGGCCACUGGAUUUGGGUUCUGCCGGGUGCAGGUAACCCUUGCUUCCCUAGGACUCCUCAGGGCAGGAGCUCUGAGGGGUCCUGCAGGGUCUAGUCUCCUCUGCUCUAGUCUUGGCCCCCUGACCGUACCUAAUGACAAAGACCAGCCCUCUCUAGAUGGUCUCAUCUUUCCUCCAGACCCUCUUAAGGGCCAGGUUUAGGGGACAAACUCCCUGGUAGGGACCUGAGAGCCAGGCAGCUGCAGGUCAAGCCAGCUUCCUGCCUCCAUGCAGAGGGAAAGUGGGAAGCGUGACAGGAACUGGGCCCUGGGCCAGGGCCUGGGAACUGGGCCUUCAUGCCCUUUCUGCUGGAUCCCUGCUCUGUGGGUACGUGUGCGCACGCGUGUGAGCGCAGACUCAGCCAUGCAGGUGUGGGACACAUCACUGGGGGCUUGGUGAGGCAGGAGGUCACAGGAGGGGUCAUGCUAUGACCCUGAGCAACUUCCUAGAUAGGCGAGGGGCUGGACAAGGUCUGAUUUUCAGGGUCCCCAGGGUGUCUCUGGACCUAAGGAGCAAGUUCCUUAGCCCCAGGCAGAGACCCCUGCCUCCCCCCAUCUCCCACCAGCAGCACCUCGGUGAUGAGGGUCCCAGGAUCCCUAGGAAGAAUGUCAUGAGGAAGCAACUAGGCACAGUGGCCUCCAUCAAGGUCAUGGGCCUUCUGAGCUCAGAGAGAGUGGAAAUCAGUUGGAUCUCAGGAACUUGUCUGUGAUAAUAGCCCAAAUUCAGGGAGGAGCGGGUUUUGAGAUCUGGUUGGAAUGACCCUCAGACUCUCUUCAGCCUCACUCUGAAUUGUCCCCCAGGCAAGUUCUGGUGCCAGAGAAGGCCCUGUCAUGUGCAUUUGACCGUGCUCCAGCCUGGGAAAGCCUCGGGUGGGGCUCUGACCGCUCUGGCCAGCCCCUCUCUGCCCCACCCUGUGCUGACCGUCUGGACUGUCACUGCUCUGGCCCACAUCCCUCUGAGGUCUGGACAGUGAGGUCUGUCCCCCGUGUCCACCCCUACCUCGUGUCCCCUUCCUGUGGCCCUGUGGUUGGUGGGUCAAUGGGCAUGUCUAUCGGCACUGCUCACCCGGGGGCCUCCGGCACUGUGGGGCAGGGCCAGAUGCAGGUGCCUGAUACUGAUGCCUGGGAGGGGGCUGGGCCCCAUGGUGGGGCGGUGGGCAUGCAGAGCCCCCUUGGGCUCGCCCGCCGUUCCAAGGGUCGGAGAGGAAGGUAUAUCUCUGGUUAAUUUGGUUCUGUAUAGACGGGGUAGAACUCGGUUUGGUUUCCUCUUGUACCAGAAGGGUCAGGGCCUGCAGCCGGGGGCAGGAAAAUGGAGAAGGACACUGUCUGCGCUCCGGGGUCCCCAGGCCUGGAACCCUUCCCCACUGGACUGCGGAUUCCCCAUAACAACAGUGUCUGCCCUGCUGGAGAGUCCAGCCCCAGUAUCACCAGUGUAGGCGGUGACAGGCCAUUCCUAUGUCUCCCAGGGUCCCAGGUUUGGGGCAAGGCCACACAGAGAGCUAGUCCAGCCAGUGGCCAGUACAGGUUUAGGCUGGUUCGGUUAGGUAGGCUGGGCUGUUCCUGGGCUCCUGAGCACAGCCCAGGUUCAGUUGGGCCUUGAAGGGCCCAGGCCUUGAGACCCGCCAGAAGCCCGGUAUGCCUCAUUCACCCUACCUGCCUUCCUUCCCUGGUACUGCAAGACCAUGUCGCCAAGGCUGAGCUGAGUCACGGACCCAGCACAGAGCCGGGAGCUCUCUGGCACCGAGGGGACCCUGGGCCCUGGCACAGAGGCGUACGGGGAUUGGAGAUGAGGACCUGGAGCCCCCCUACCUCCUCCCACCCCCUUGGCCACAGCAGCAAGGCUCCCUGGUCUGCCAUGCGCCCAGCUGCAUGUCAGGCCUGGCUGGGGGAUGGGAGGCCCUGCGUCCGCCCGGGAUUCAGGAGGGCAGUGGUGCGAGUGGCGGCAGCCUCACGGGGGCCCCACCCCUGGAGAUUUCCACCUGAUAGACCCAGUGGCAAUUUGUGGGGAGGAGAGGGGACGGGAAGUACGGUUGAGAGUCCCUGAAAGGACAGCCAGGUGCCCGUCACCCUUCUCUGUGACUUUGGUUCUGGGCCUCCACCCUCUACCGCUGCCCAAUGCUCUGGGCAUCACCCAUCGCGAGCAGGAAUCUGCGGCUACUGGGGCUGGGCGGGGGAGGCCGUGCUGCAGCGGAGCAGGGGCCCGUGGUGGAGGGGGUUGGAAGGGUUCUGGGUUCCACGUCCCCCGCCCCACACUGUCCUGUCGUUGGUCCAAGGACAGCAUGAAGCCAUUGCCCUUUUCCUGGUGGCCUCGCCUACUCUCCCGUGGCUGGCUCUGGAGGUCACCCUGCGGCAUCCCCUGCUCUAGGAGGCCUUCCCGGGCAGCCUUACCCGCUGGGCUAUGUGACCAAAAGUUGCCCCCGGGUCUGGCUCCCCAACAAGCCAGCGCGGGAGAGAGCUCAGGCACUAGGCUCAGAACAUGCCUAGGAAGGUCCUGGAGGGUGGUCCCCCAAUUCCCCGGGAGGAAAGUGUGUGCAGGCAUGUUGCUUAGGCUGGGGGGCCCUGGGGCAGCUGUCUGAGCUUCCAGGCUGCUCUGAACUAACCCACGGACCCUGGGGAGCCAUCAAGGUCCGAGCUGAGCGUGGCUUCAGUGAAGACACAGGGCGACAAACAGAAGCAUGUCCGUGUGUCUGGGCUGUUCGUUCACACGGUGGGGGGGGCUGCAGUGGGCUUCAGGGAAACGCAGGCAGGGUGAACCAUGCCCAGCAAAAGGGCUGGGUUCUGGGUGCAUUUGGAAGGGAGGCCACGAGGUUGCUGGAAAAGAGAGCGCCGAGGGGCUGCAAGCUGGUGACGGCAGCCACGCGUGAGCAGGGGGACCGUGGAGAAGAGCAGCCUUUCCGAGCGUGGCCAGGAGGUUCACACUUUGCGAAUGUGAAGAUAGAAAUGCUGUUACCUUCCCUAAUGGAGGGGCCAAGAAGAGAAGUAUCUGUGAGUGUGAAGCUCAGAUCCCAGGUGAGGCUAGAGGCAUAGGAGGCCCGUGGACGUGUAGUAGACACACGCCCAGCACAGGUGAGCCACUCUGGCCCUGAGAGGUCAAAAACAGGAGGCCCCGGCAGAGGACCCUGGCCAGGUGAAGCAGGGUGCCUAGUGAGCGUGGAAUUCUGAGGAACAGCGGAGUAGGGGCAUGGCCCUGGGUCGGUCAGAUGCUGCUGAGGACCAAGGCCUGGCCACAGGCCCGGAAGACAGGUGAGCACCCUGAGACUAGAGGUCUCUGCGGGGCCGGAGGGCGGAGGGCAACAGACCUGUGGGGAUUCGGGCAAGGAUGCGCAGUGCAGGCCGGCGCAGGCCGGCGCAGGCCAGAACUUUCCGUGGUGAUGGGAGUGUUUCCUCCCUGUCCCUUCAGCAGGCCGCCAGCCGCAGGUGGCUCUGGCAGUAGAGUGUGGCCGUGUGACCCAGGAACUGGGCUCUGGUUUUGUAGAAUUUUCCUUCAUUUACAUUCCCAUGUCACGCAUGCUCUGGGCUGCUGUGUUGGACACACGGGUAUAGCCUGUGGGCACGGAGGCCUCCUCGGGGAACAAAGGACAGGCACCGAAGGCCUGGGGCACAGAGAGGGCUGACGGAGAAGGACCUGGAGGGCGUCCGGGCUGGCGCUAGACACGGAUCUAAUUUCCACUCUAGAAAGUUCUCUACGGGGCAGGAUCAUCCUUGCUGUCUCUUGGGUCCAAUUUAAACCUGGGCCAGAAAUUCCUGCCCUAAUAGGGGAACAAAAGCUACUGGUGUCAAGAAGGCAGCAGUUAGGGUCUCGGACUCGGGCUCAGGCACAGCCCUCAGUGUGGGCCAUGCAGGCCAGUCCCUCUGGGGUCCUGGGGCUGUCCCCCACUUCACGGGGGAGGCUGUGACGGAGGACCAGCCUGGGCAGGCAGGGCUGGGGGCAGACACAGGGCUGCCGUCCCUCUUAGCAGCCCGCCUCUUGGGUCCUUCAGUCACAGGACUCAGCCCGUGUGCAGCUCCCAGCCGCCCUCUCAGGGGUGCCCCAUCCGUCCACCUGUGCGCCCCCCCGCCACUUCCUGAGUCGUCCACCACCACCACCACCACCACCACUACUAUUGCUGCUGCUUCUUCCUCUUCUUCUAAAGAUUUUAUUUAUUUAUGUGACAGAGAGAGACACAGCAAGAGGGAACACAAGCAGGGGGAGAGGGGGAGGGAGAAGCCGGCUUCUGCUGAGCAGGGAGCCCUAUGCGGGGCUCGAUCCCAGGACCCGAGCCAAAGUCAGACAUUUAAUGACUGAGCCACCCAGGUGCCCCACUUCUUCUUUUUAAGAUUUUAUCUAUCUGUUUUCGGGAGCAUGAGCACAGGUUGGGGGAGGGGCCGAGGGAGGGACAGAAUCUCAAGCUGACUCUGUGCUGAGCCCACAGCCCGACAUGGGGCUCGAUCUCACCGACCUGAGAUCAUGACCUGAGCCGAAACCCAGAGUCAGAGGCUUAACCAAGUGAGCCACCCAGGUGCCCCCUUUAUUCAUUCACGGCUUAAUCCAGGUAUAUUGGUUAAUGCCCAGGCACUGCUUUUGUCCCUGGGACACUGGACCACUCAGAGCAGCUUCUGCCCUUCAGGGCUGAAACCCUCUCGUGGGAGAUGGACAGGAAGCCGGUGACGCGUGCUAUCCGCCCAGGAGGCGACAGACACCGUGAAGACAGAUAAAGCCGGAGGAGGGAGGGUCUCCUGGCCAUGGGAAUGUGCGCCAGGGGCGGACAGCGGCUCCCACAGGGCGGACCCGCAGCGGGGAGGCUGGUCGGGGUGGAUGGCAGACCGAGCCUGCGGAUAGCACUCUUGUUCCGGGAGGGCUCAGUGACGAACGCCGGGGUUGGGGGUGUCCCUGGGCUUGCAGCACGUGCCCCGUGAGGGCAGGCGGUGGCCAACACCACACCAGGAGGGGUGGGACUGGCAGGGUCUGCUGCCAGGGCCCUGAGGGCAGGAAGGAGGCCCUGUGACACAGCGGCACCCGGAGUACCUUUGGCCAAGCUGUGAUGCCCUGGCAGGGCUCCGACUUCGAGGCGAGCUUCCUGGUGGCGGCUGUGUGGGGGUGCUGGACGGCGUCUGUCCCACUCACCCCCACCACCCCCAACCCCAGCGAUGUUUCUGCUCAUCUGUGUCCCUGGGACCCCGUGGCCCCACUCCUUCCCCACAGCCCUCAGAGCCAGCCGGUGGCCAUUGCCCGUGGCAGGCUGUGGUUUCACCCUAACAUCAGUGGAGUUGAGGCAGAGAAGCUGCUCCUGUCCAAGGGGCCAGCACGGGAGCUUCCUGGUGAGACCCAGCAAGAGCUGCUGGGGGAGCUUCAUGCUGUCCGUCAGGCACCACAAUGAGGUGGCCCACAUCAAUGUCCAGAACACGGGCGACUACUACGAUCUCUACGGAGGGGAGAAGUUCGCCACGCUGGCCGAGCUGGUGCACCACUACACAGGCCAGCGUGGGGGGCUGCUCCGUGAGCACAGCGGGGCCCCCGUAGAGCUCCAGCAGCCACUGGGCUACCAGAACCCUGUCUCUGAGCGGUGGUACCAUGGACACCUGUCUGGCAAGGAGGCUGAGCAGCUGCUGAUGGAAAAAGGACGUCUGGGCACCUUCCUGGUGCAGGAAAGUCGGAGCCAUCCUGGGGACUUCAUGCUCUCUGUGCUCACACCGAGGCCUGAGAAGGCCGACCUCCAGCCGCGGGUCACACACACCAUGAUCCACUUCCAGGUGGGGCAUGGCAGCAGGGACAGGGGUGUGGCUGGGGGAGGGGGUGGGCAGUGGCCGGGCCCCUCACUGCGGUCCCCACAGCCAGACGGGAAGUAUGACGUGGGAGGUGGGGUCCAGUUCGACUCCCUCACUGACCUGGUGGAGCACUGCAGGAAGAACCCGAUGGUGAAGAAGUCGGGCACGGUGGUGCAGCUCAAGCAGCCCCUCAAAGCCACGAGGAUCAACGCCGCAAGCAUCGAGAGCCGAGUGCAAGAGCUCAGCGGACCCACUGAUGCCAGCGGGAAGGCCAAGCAGGGCUUCUGGGAAGAAUUUGAGAUGCUGCAGCAGCAGGGAUGUCGGCUCCUGUACCCCCAGAAGGAGGGGCAGAGGCUGGAGAACUUGCCCAAGAAUCGCUACAAGAACAUCCUUCCCUUUGAUACCACCCGCGUCACUCUGCGUGAUGUGGACGACACUGUGCCCGGAGCCGACUACAUCAACGCCAACUACGUCAGGGUGGGUGUGCGAGAGGCCAGCUGCGCGCAUGGCCUGAGCGAUCCGGAGAAGACAGCUCACGGACCGGGCAAGGUGUACAUCGCCACCCAGGGCUGUCUGCAAAGCACAGUGGCUGCCUUCUGGGCAAUGGUGCACCAGGAGAACACGCGGGUCAUUGUCAUGGCCACGAGGGAGGUGGAGCGAGGCAGGAACAAAUGCUUCUGGUACUGGCCCGAGCUGCAGGGCAGCCAAGAAUAUGGCCGUGUGCGUAUUUCCAACUUGGCAGAGUACCAAGCCCAGGACUACUGCGUGCGGGAACUGCAGGUGUGGCGGCCAGAUCAGGAAGAGCCGCGGCGCACAGUGAAGCACUACCAGUACUUCAGCUGGCCAGACCACGGGGUCCCCGCCGAGCCCUCGGGCGUCCUCGGCUUCCUGGAUGAGGUGAACAGGGCCCAGAGCAGCAUGCCGGGGGCUGGACCCGUGGUGGUGCACUGCAGCGCCGGCAUCGGACGCACGGGCACCAUCAUCGUGAUUGACAUCUUGGUGGACCUCAUCCGCAGGCGGGCUGAGCCGCCCCGGCCCCCCGCUCCUCGCGCCUAGCCCCUCCCCGUGCCCCGGCCCCGCCCCUCGCGCCUAGCCUCCGCUCCGCCCUAAGCUUCCGGUCCCGCCCCUGGCCCCCUCCCCGUGCCUCGGCCCCGCCCCGAACUUCCGGUCCCGCCCCUCGCGCCUAGCCCCGGUCGUGCCCGGCCCCCCGCCCGCGCUAGCCCCGCCCCGUGCUCCCGGCCCUGAGCGCGCCCGUGCCCAGGUCUGCACUGCGACAUCGACGUGCCCAGGACGAUCCAGCUGGUGCGGCGGCAGCGCUCGGGGAUGGUGCAGACCGAGGCGCAGUACAAGUUCGUGUACCUGGCGCUGCAGCGGCACAUCCAGGCCGAGCAGCUGCGCCUGCGCGAGCAGCGCCGGCCGCCGGAGGAGCCCUCCUACCGGAACGUGGGCCUCGGGUCGGCGGACGCCGGCUGCAACGCUGCCCCCGUGUCGUCUCGGGCGCCGGCGGCGACCCCGGAGGCCCCUGGCGGCGACUCCGAGAACCUGCGGGGCCCCGCGCGGUGAGGGUGCCCCGGUGGGGGCCGGAGCCGCGCGGCAGGGGGAGGGCCCGCCGGGCCGGGGCGCUCCUCGGAAGGACUGUGUUUAGGGCAGCGCAGACUGCAGCUUCUCCCCGCGUCUCCCCCAGCCCUCAGACCCUCCGAACGCGGCCUGGACGCCUAGAAAUGGGCAGGGGCAGUGGGGAGACCCGAACGCCCUGCCCUUUCCGGGGCUCCCAGGUGACAGGGGAGCGGGAGGGCCUCAGGGCUGUGGUGUGUCUCCCGGUGUGGGAGGCCACCAGUCACCGCCUGCACCGCGCAGUGACCCCCUGUGACCCCGUGUGUGCCACAUGUUUGUCGUGCGUGGCCAGUCUGUGCUUGACCUGACUGGGGCCAUCAUCGGGGCUUGCCUGCCCUACCCGCGGCCUCAGCACCCACCUCCGCCUCAGAGCUGCCCACUGCGCGUGUGCACGUGAGAUGCUCCUGGAGCACAUGUGUGACCUCGUGUGCCGGGUGAGGCUCACGUGCGGGCAUGACCCGUGUGUGACCGCUGGGGCACCACUGGUGUGUUGUCUGUGCUCCUCCCAUCCCGGAUGGCCCUGUGGCUUUGUGGGACCCUCAAUAAAAUGACUUGGUCUCA